AUGGUCGCUUUGUUCUAUGUUGCAAGUUGCAACAAUGGUGGGUAUGAUGCAGAUGUUGAUGAGACACAGACAGAGACAGAGGGGACUCUAAUUCAAGAAGGUCAUGGUAGAAGGCCAAACAUAGAACUAACUUUGGAAGAAAAGAGACAACUAGUUGAUGAAAUCUUGGUGAACAUGGAAGGGGACUCAUUAUCAUUUGGAUUUCUAUCCAAAAUGGCCAGAAAACACAAUAUUCAUAGAUCAACAACAACUAGAUGGUUCCAGGUAAUUAAAAACCAUUUAGGGGAGGAGACUGCUAUUGAUGUGAGGACCAAAAAAUUAGGACAGACUAGGCCUAAACCCAAAGAAUAUUCUGAUGAGUGGUUAGUGUCUGUUCCUCUGUAUAAGAGGACCACUGAAAGAAGCUAUGUUGUUGCCCUUCAUGUGUCUUCCUUAGUGAUACACAGAUUAAAGAAAAAAGGCAGACUUAGAACACACACAUCAAGUAAUCACCCAGCACUGACAGACAAUCACAAAAUAGCAAGACUUAAGUGGGUUUUAAGCUAUGUUCACCUUGUUCCAUCUGUUGGGAACCCAACUUUCAGAGAUAUGAAGCACACAAUUCAUAUUGAUGAAAAGUGGUUCUACUUGAACCCAGAAACAAGAACAUUUUAUUUGCUACCAAAUGAAGACAACCCAUAUAGAGCUUAA
Molecule: messenger RNA, 690 nt
Organism: Chenopodium quinoa (quinoa)
Lineage: Eukaryota; Viridiplantae; Streptophyta; Magnoliopsida; Caryophyllales; Amaranthaceae
Exons: 2
Coding region: 1-690 (229 amino acids)
Molecular function (GO): nucleic acid binding
Source: RefSeq, a predicted model, not a curated record